CUGAUAUAAAACAGAAAAGCUGAUCAAAACCAUUAAGAAUUAGCUGGAAUAAGCUAACUGACGCAACACUCAGACUACACUCGGCUUCCACCCUAACGCUCGAUCACCGGCGAUAUGGCCGACCUUGACAACAACGAGGAAGUCCCCGCAUCAUCCAAUGCCAAUCAUAAGAAACGCAGCAGAGUGCAGUUCUCCUGCACGGCCUGCCGAUAUCGCAAGCUGAAAUGUGACCGCACACAUCCCUGCGACCGAUGUACUCGGCGCGGAGACGCCGCGUCAUGUACAUACGUCGGGCAUGGCCCACGUGGUCGCCCAUCUCAUGCAGCGUCCAAUCCAUCGCAUAUCCAGAGUCGAAUGCAGCAUUUGGAGAAUCUGAUCCUGUCGUUUGCGCAGCAAAAGAAACAGCAGGAUGGAAGUGGCAGUGGCGCCGCUGCCAGCUGGAACGUCACAGAUUUCGCAACCGAUCCUUCGGUGACAACGGAGGCGGCGGCGGCGGCGGCUCCCUUGGUAGAAGAUGAUCCGGGGAAGAUUUUAAAUAAUGAGCAGAUGGGUACUACUUAUGUGGACUCUUCGCAUUGGCGGGCGAUUCUGGAUGAUAUUAAUGAAGUUAAAAAGUAUCUUCACGAUGAUGAUGUCUCUACUGAUGAUGGGUAUCAUGAGGAGGCUGAUGAAGUACACGAUUCAUCCAGUCCGGCAUUGCUGUUUUAUAGCGGUCGUGCCUUGACCAAGGAGGAGCUGAUUGCAGACCUCCCAGAGCGGUCUAUAUCGGAUCGUCUAAUGGCUCGAUUCUUGAACUCAGGAGAUCCUACACUAGUUAUCCUACACUUUCCUACGUUUCAAAGAGAGUACGAUCAAUUCUGGCUCGAACCGGAAAAUGUAUCUCUACCAUGGCUGGGUCUUUUGUACGCCAGCUUGACCAUGUCUGUCGGCAUGUAUCGCCGCAGCCUCGAGCCUUUACCAGGUGCAUUAGGAGACCCCAUCGAAAUGAUCAACCGACUCCAACGAAACUGCUGCCAGUGUCUUAUCAGUUCCAACUACACGAAAGUCGGAAAACUGAAAGUCGAAGCACUCUUGAUGUACGCAACAACCGAAUACUCAAAAAAGGGCAAUGCACCCAUCAGCGUGUCCCUUAUUCUAGGCAUUGCCAUCAAACUCGCCAUGCGCAUGGGCUACCAUCGCGACCCGAAACAUUACAGCAACAUAUCCGCCUUUGAAGGUGAAAUGCGCCGACGGUCGUGGGCUGUGAUAUGCCAACUCGACGCCCUAACGGCAUUUCAAGUCGGAGUUCCCAAACACCUCCAACCCUGGCAGAGCGAUACCGAGCUCCCGCAUAACCUCUUCGACGAGGACUUUGACGAAAACACUGUAGAACUACCGCCAUCCCGCCCAGAAUCCGUUCGAACAGUAACAACAUACACAAUCUCCAAGUCCCGCAUCAUGGACAUGUUUGGCCGAAUCUCCGAUUUGGCGUACUCACGUAAACCCACCUCGUACGAGGAAAUCCUCGAGCUAGACCGCAAGCUCGAAGAAGCGCAUGAAUCGAUGGCGUCGUCCCUGCGCAUGAAACCCAUGAACCAAUCCCUCACCGACGACGAGACCGUGAUCAUGAAACGAUACACGCUGGAUGUCCUGUACCAAAAAGCACGGAUUGUGCUGCAUCGAAAAUAUCUCACUGAAGCGCACCACGACUCCCGUCUCAAUUAUUCGCGUUGGGUGUGUAUUAAUGCCGCAAAGGAAGCCUUGCGUCAUCAGCAUGAGUUAUUCCAUGAAUCUCAAGUCGGCGGCCGGCUUUACUCGCACCGCUGGUUCUUCACGUCCCUGCAAAACCACGACUUUGUCCUAGCUGCCAUGGUGAUUUGUCUGGAGCUGGCGAAGAGUAAUACCGACGAAGUGAAAACCCGUAAGCAAGGCUACGGCUUCUCUAUCGUGCUAGAUGGGAGAAGUGAAAUGCUCGAUGCUUUGGAAAAGUCAAGGGAUAUCUGGAGGACGAACCUGAAACAUUCAGUCGAGGCAAGGAAGGCAUUCGAUGCGUUGACGAUAAUGUUGAAAAAGGCCCAAUUAGAUGACGAGAGAAGGAAACAAGGAGAUGGGAAUACCGGAAAUCCAGAGCAGCCUAUAACCAAAACCCGGCAACCAGCCCCCAGGAACACAUCGCCCGCUCGAGACGAUGAUAUUGCAAUGGGAGAGAGCGCAUCAAGCGUCGGAUAUAGUGGCUCUGAUAGACGUGAUAAAUCAACCCCCUCCCAUCGCCUCAACACCGGUGGCGUUAUCCCGACACCCCCGGUGUCCAAUACCAGUACCUCGACGGGCAACGGCAUCAUAAGACGAACAACCGACCCAGCUAGUCUAGACGCAGCAUUGCCGAUAUAUAAUCAAGUGCAAGAGCAGCCAUUUCAGGAGGUUGACCCAUCAUUAAGUACUCUUGAUGUCAUUCAGUCCAUGAUCGAUGCUCCGAGUAAUCCUGACUGGCAAGCUUGGGACGGCCACAUGCAGGACUUCUAUUUUGGGGCUCUGGAUCCCCUCUGGGACCCAAGUGUGAGCACGGCUAAUGGGAAUAAUAUGGAGAAUUCGGAGCAAGAGACGACUGGGUUUCCGCCGUACGAAUCUUUGUAUUUUACUCCGGGAGAAAGAGGGUAACUAGAAUGUUGACUGCUAUGGAAAGAGUAGGAGUGGUAUACUUAUGGAAGCUCAAAAAAUUUACAUAUCAAUGGAUUUACUUGGAAGAUAUUUCAGACA
Talaromyces proteolyticus is the source of this 2736-nucleotide messenger RNA. RefSeq lists its product as uncharacterized. Lineage: Eukaryota; Fungi; Ascomycota; Eurotiomycetes; Eurotiales; Trichocomaceae. The transcript is spliced from 7 exons. Gene Ontology annotation, molecular function: DNA-binding transcription factor activity, RNA polymerase II-specific; zinc ion binding; DNA binding. Gene Ontology annotation, biological process: DNA-templated transcription; regulation of DNA-templated transcription. The record is from RefSeq and is a predicted model, not a curated record. Gene Ontology annotation, cellular component: nucleus. The coding region runs from base 115 to 2637 and encodes 840 amino acids.